This is a messenger RNA of Marchantia polymorpha subsp. ruderalis, 6472 nucleotides long. Lineage: Eukaryota; Viridiplantae; Streptophyta; Marchantiopsida; Marchantiales; Marchantiaceae. The record is from the annotation of a GenBank genome assembly.
UGUUAUUACGCUACGUCGAAAGUGGAUUUGUGUGGCCAACUUGGUGGAGUAAAACUGCAAUGUGGUUGAAGGGCAGAGCAACACAGUAACUCCGUUACAGUAGGUAGAGCUGAGAUUUUGAAUCCCAGCGGGAAUUCGCUCAUCACGCCCUCGUCGCCUCUUUGAACGUACUCACUUGCUCCCACGCUCAUGCCCGUCUCGCUGCCAACGAUUCCCUGCUCAGCAGUUUGUGUCGGUGUUCGGUAAUUCACGCGCAAUCUGCUGGCCCGCACCCACUUCAUCGGGACCUGUCGUCGAGGAAGACCGGUUGCCGUCUAGAGAGCUCUUCCUGUCGAUGGUGGUGUCUUCCAAAGACGAUUCUUGUUUUGCGAAAUCGAAGCUCGGGAAGAUCAUCACCUGCGCUAGCAGUGCGGCUUACUCUUUUCGAGAUUACACGCAGGAGCCAGAUUCGGUUUCAAAAGCUCGCCAUACUUCUCUCGCUCUCUGAAUGCAUCAUCCUAAGUAGCGGAGGUUUGCUGAAAAUCGAUCGGAGAAUUUCAGCAUGAGGUUGGUGCGGAGAAAGUCUCGGAAGCCGGAAGCUAGUAAGUUGGACCUCGAACGAGUUAUUGGCCUCACUACAAGUAACGCGAAUGGACUAGCCAGUAAUCCGGCUACGGGGGAUAUUGCUUACAUAGCUGGUUGUGUCGUGGUGGUGUACAAUGUGAAAAGUAACAGUCAAACCAAAUUUUUAACCUCUACCAAAAGCCAGAAGGCGUUUUCUUGCGUUGCUUAUUCUUACUCCGGAGGAAAAUUCAUUGCGGCUGGAGAGACGGGCCACCAACCAGCUGUGGUAGUCUGGGAGGCUUCGACAGGCGCAUCUGUUGCUGACCUGCGGACCCAUAAAUACGGAGUUUCCUGUGUCGAAUUUUCCCCAAAUGGAAAAUACCUUCUGUCGGUUGGCGUUCCUCACGAUGGCUUCUUGUGCCUGUGGGACUGGAAGGGUGGAGUGUUGCUUAUCAAGACAAGGUCUACUGCCGCAACUUUGCUCACAAGCUCAGUCCAUUUCUCAUCAGAUGGUAGCUAUUUUGUGACCGGAGGCACAAAGCAUCUCAAGCACUGGACUAUAGGAGGCCAAGGGCAGGGUGGACGUGCUCGUUCCGCUGGAGGAUUAGGAACAAUAGCACUGGAAGGCAGACCAGUCAAGCUUGGAAGUCAAAUGAGGAGCUCAUUUGCUGCUAUAUCUUGUGCCCGUCCUCUUAAAGAUACAAUUGGCACUUCUGACACGCAACCCCUUUAUGCGCUUACCACUGCGGGUGUACUCUGCCUGCUUCAUUGUGGCGUGGCCGUAGAGAAAUGGGUUGAUUUAAGGGUUCGCCGAGGAUAUGGCUUGGCUGUCUCAGAGACCCACAUAGCAUGUUCCUGUAGCGAUGGAAUUGUACGAGUAUUUCUGCAGCUAAGCCUUGCAUACGCUGCCACAAUGCCUCGACCUGCGCCAUACGGUUUUCAUGGACUAACAGAUGGUAAUGCUGGCAUGGUUCUUGCCAUGGGCCAGCGGCUGCAACCAGGAAUUAAUUUUCCAGAUGCUGUUGCUUGUCAGUUUCUUCAUGAAGGCCAGAAACUAGCUGUAAUAUAUGGAGACCACAGCCUUUUCAUUUGGGAUGUUGGAAACUUCAACAAGAUUGGAAAACAUCGAGCUUUCUUGAGCCAUAGCGGGUGCAUCUGGGAUUUGAAGAACCUGCCAACAUGGCAAUCGGAAUCAGCUGAUUUAGAGACUACUGAGAGAGAUGGUGCUGCGGGAGCAAUUGCAACCUGUUCUGCUGAUGGUAGCAUUAGGAUCUGGAAUAUGAGCCUCGGGGAAGAGGCAGAACAUCUUGCCUCCCCUGGUCCCGAAGCGAGACCAGGAAAUAUAUACAGCAAGGAGCUAUUAGGCGUCUUGUACCUGGACCCUACGGUGGAACUUAAGGAUAAGUGUACUGGCGGUGGAUCAGAGGAUGAUUUUGUGGACACGACGCAGGGUUUUCGGUCCAUUUGCGUAAGCCCAGACGGAUUGCAUUUAGCCGCAGGAGAUCGCAGUGGGAAUCUUCGUGUUUACGACUUGGAAACAAUGAAGCUCAUAAGCUUUCAGGAAGCGCAUGAUGCAGAAAUUCUCUCACUGAGCUUUACAGCUGUGAUGGAGGACAAGAUCCCUGCAAAGAACGAGGAUUUUGAACCCCCGCUAUUGCUCGCUUCAGGUGGUAGAGAUCGACUCAUCCACGUAUAUGACGUUAGGAGGGACUAUGAUGUUAUUGAAACACUUGAUGAUCAUUCAGCAUCGAUUACUGCUGUGAAGUUUCGCUGCAAUGGAUCCAAACUGCUGAGCUGCAGCGCAGACAAGUCUGUUGUAUUCCGGAACGUUGUAUCGUCACCUACUGGUUGUAAGAGCGUGCGCUAUCAUCAGGAAGUGGCGCCACGUGGGACAAUAUAUGACUUGGAUGUAGAUACAUCGGAAAAGUUUGUGGUCACAGUCGGCCAGGACAAGAAGAUAAAUGUCUUAAAUCUAGCAUCUGGCAAGCCUGUACGAUGUUUCAAACCUGAAGGUGAUGCUGGCGAAGCUAUUAAGGUACAGUUUGAUCCAAGUGGAGCUUACGUAGUAUGUUCGCAUACUGAUAAGUGCCUUAGAAUAUACGAAUUCUCAACUGGGGAGCUCAUAGCACAGGCAGCUGGACAUGCCGAAGUCAUUACCGGUGUGACGUUUAUGCCAGAUUGUCAGCGCUUGGUUUCGGUCAGUGGAGAUUCGUGCAUUUUCGUCUGGAAAUUACCUGUCGGCAUGACCCGAGCCAUGAAAAAGAGAUGUGCUACACAGGCUGAGUGCCAGUCUCCUCGAAGGUCUAGGGCGUUGUCGCGAAGCUCCAAAAAUCCCCUAUGUGGUUUGAGACUCUCCAGAUCCAUCUUGCCUAUAACGGAUUUGACAGAUGAGAUCCCGAAAAGCACAAAGAAAGAACAUGGCUUGAAUGCAGAGUUUGAACUUGAAGGUGUUGCCCUUACCUUUGAGACUAAAGUCCACGACGACGGGAUGGAAGAUGUCAUCACGAAAGACUCGAGUGUCGUACAGAAGGAGGAUGAUGAAACACCUACGUUCAAAUUCAGUGUGUCAAGGUUGCCUACUUGGGCUCAAGCAAAAGUUGCUCAAGAAGGAAGGUCUGGGAGUGGUGGGAAACAUGGUCAAGAAAAGGAAAAAAGCCCAUUUCAAUCAUCAUUUGAAUCGCGGUGGGCAGAGAGACUUGGAACUGGUGGAUAUAAACUAUUCUCCGAAUUUAUGGAGGAGUUGACGCCCCCAGCUACCAUUCGUCCAAGUGAAUUCGGGACUAGAAGACGUUUCACUUUGGAGGGAGGUGCAACAACGACGGUCGUUAGCCAUAAUACACCUAAUAGUGUUAUUUCUCAGCAGUCUGAUUCAAGUUCGAAGUCAAGCCCAACGGAUCCUCCGAGGAAGGAAACCGUUUGGAAAACCGUUCAUACUGUUUUCUUUGAUGAGCUUGAUUUCCCGCAAGACGAGUCUCCUAGCAAUCAUGGGGUACUCCUCACUAUGACCGCAGCUCAUGAUGAAGAACGAGAUUCUGAAAAUCCGCUAGCCCGGAAACGUAGCGAAGCGCCUUGUAUAUUAUCAGAGAGUUCCCAGGCUUCUGUGACGUCCAAAGCAGACAGGGAGAAGCAGCCUAAAGUUAGAGAUGAUGAUGAAGACGGGGUUGUCGUGUAUCUUUCGGACAAUGAAUUGGAAACUGUUAUCAUAGAGACACAGAGACCUCAACUUGAUCACUUUAUCGAAGGAAAGGAAGAUGAGAAAAAGGUUCAUUUUGGAAAUCCACCAGUCGUUACACCAGUGCAAACAUCUGUCUGCAACGCAGACACUGAAGGAUUAGAAGUUUUCGCUGUCUUGAGGAACCAGGAUACAGGAUCUUCCGAUGUUUCCCAAAGUUCUUCGGUAUGCUCUCACGAGUCGACAAAGCACAUUGACAUAGAGGGUGAGGGACGAGUGUCUUCACCAAAAAAGUCAGCAGCAAGCGGGGCAGAUGAUGAAAUGGCCAGUGAUAUUGUGCCCUCGAGUCCUUGUGCUGAUCCCUUCGUUUCACUUGGUGAACUUUCAGUCAACAUGCUGUUGAAGAGUGCACCGCCAUCCACAGCAAGGAGAAGCUUUUCGUCGAAGUUUUUUGCCAAUUCGAGUUCAGGCUUGCCAGGAAUCUCACUCAAUCCAAAUAUAUCAAGUGGUUUACGGAAAACAAGCGACGGAGAUACGGGUCUUUUGCAGGAUGAUGAUUUAGACAGCAAUCCUGGACGACUUCUGGCGGCUGAACGUGAGCGGCUGAAGCUGCGUGAGAGGCAGGACAAGAUGGCGGUAGAAGUGCAGCGAAUGCGUGAGCGUCUCGUGAAUCUGGGCAUUGCAGUUGCAGAAAUUGCUAACGAUGGGGAGCCUUUUGAAUGCCGCAAGGGUGCUGGAGAUGAAAGACAAUCUGAACAGACGUCACCCACCUCAGAGACCCCUGACUGUAUGCCCUCAGCAAGCCCUUCAUUAGUUCAAGAAUCCAAUAACGAACGAGUGUUGUCCACUCAAUCUUCGACAACAAUACCUUUGAGUUCUUCUUCAUCACAUAAUGUUAAUUCCACUCCUAGCGUGUUCAGUUUUGCUCAGUUUUGCAAGAUCCCCAAUUUUCCCCGAAAGUUACACUCUGGUAAGGAUGGGCAUGAGGAAAGAACGUUGAAAGCCGAGAAGAAAGCCCCCGAGAGUAUACUCAGAGAGGGGGAAACUGUAGCCAGUCCUAUAGGAGAAAGAGAAUCAAGGCCCGCUGAUACCUGCAAAAAUGGCAAGGAACUGGGACCAAAUAAAUCCCCUAAAAUUUCUACAUCUUCUAACAGUGGACUUCGUACUGAUACGCAACCUGUGCUCCCCAACAAUCUCAGUGGUUUUCAUCCCUCAGCAGGUCUGCAAAACUCGCCUUUGCAGUCCACAUCAAUGUCUUUCCUUUCUGUAGACGAUGAUUUGAGCUCUGGGGAAAGCUACGCAGCAACAUAUCAUGGUUGUUCUCUGAAGGAGGAGAUUGUAGAAAUGACUGUGACCUGCACAGGAGCUGGUUGGGACUUCUCUCCCAUGGAGUUAACAGACCAUGAUGAGGGAGCCGAUGCCGCGCACAGUGGUUCAGAAAUUUCCGAGCAGGAAGUGGAGCAAAAUGGACCUUCUUGUCCGCCAUCAGAGGCCACGAUCGACUCACCGUUAUCGGAACCAGCCAUGCCCAUUUUCCUCCCUCGAUGUAAACAAGUGUCGAACCCUCUCCAAGAUUACACAAAUGCACUGCAAGAGUUGGUCGAGGCUGCCGAUAGAGCGUCGAUGUUAUUUGAACAAGUAAGGAACGCUCGAUCAGGACAAUCAACGUCUGCCAUAUCCAAUCACGAAGAUGACAGCACUUCCCAAAUGCUCUUGCCGAAGGCUUUCGAGAAGGUUCAAAAACUUGUUCAAGAAGCAGGUCCGAUAGACUUUCUGAAUCGUUCAGCAUCUGUUGAGCUGCGAGGUCGGUCCGACAUGCCAAUGUCUGCCGUAACCUCUUCGGAUCAGUGCUUCCUAUUUCAGAGAUCUUCUGGAAAUGGCGGCAUCUCCUUCUCUAGGCCACAAACCGGUGUAUCCGUAGCCUCGGAGUCGUUGUCAUCGGUGGAUAUCGAUAGCUUCAUCGACAGAUAUUCAACCCAAUUUUCUCAAACAUUAGCUUCACAAGUUCUUGCUCUGGUUCGGAGUGGUCUAGAUGAGACGAAGACAUCCUAAACGAGCAUCCCAACUGUGAGGAGGCUGAGAAAUUUCUUCUGAAAGUGAAAUUUGCUCUUCUGACUUCACUAUCACGUGCGUCUUAGUUAGAACCCUGCAUGCGCAGAAUUUCUGGAUCUGUUAUUGGUGAUUCCUCUAUUAGGUUCGAUCAGCACCUACCUGCGCGCAGAGUUUUUAAACCUGUAUAUUAUUUCUUGUUGUCUACCACUUGAAAGUUAGCCCUAAAGGAAGCAGUAGACGUCAACAUACGCCAUGAAUCAUAGUGUACUCAUAAUUUCCCGAUCAUGUACUUUACUUUUCAGGAGCAUUAACUGACUUUGUUGGAUACCAUUUCAUUCUUGUCCCCGACUAUGUGCGCAGCACUACCAGUUAAUUCCAGUCACUUCGCGCGAAGCGCUCCUUACGCUGACUAGUCUUGUGCUAACGUGCAACACCAGUACAUGCCCAUAGACAUGUAAUGGUCAAGCUAAAUUGGUAGCCCAUGGCCAACGACAGUAAUUGGAAAUCUUGGAAUUCCAAAUAAAAAAUUUUCCAAGACAAAGACGUGAAGUACUGUCUCUGCUUUCCAAACACCUCUUGCUGCUAAACCGUCAGCUUAGUGUGAUCUCAUGAGGUUAUUCAAAUAGCAGUCACGUUUUGACCAUAUAGUUGUAAGUUGACCGGAUGUUUUGUCCUGAUCAUUUAAUAUCGAUUCAUAUACCGAAU